Messenger RNA from Hirundo rustica (Barn swallow), 1919 nucleotides. It is a transcript of the gene MSANTD2, whose product is annotated as Myb/SANT DNA binding domain containing 2. The record is from RefSeq and is a predicted model, not a curated record. The transcript is spliced from 8 exons. Lineage: Eukaryota; Metazoa; Chordata; Aves; Passeriformes; Hirundinidae. The coding region runs from base 592 to 1776 and encodes 394 amino acids.
CACUGCUCUGGGUCUGAUGACUUGUCCGCUCGGCUUUUUGGCGGACUUUUAAUUAUGCCUAUUGAAUUGGAGGGCUGACUGGAACGAGGCAGCGGGGGAGCGUUGGGGACCAGGGGGGUGUUUCCCCACGGCUCCCCCACGUCCGCACAUCCCCAGAAGCUGAGAACGGCCGCAACUAAUUGCAUGGGUGAGCCCUGACUGAGAACGGCCACAAUUCAUUUCGCGGGUGACCCCCGGCUGAGAACACCCAAAAAUCCUUACACAGGUGAGCCCGGGCUGAAAACAACUCGCUGCACGGAUAAGCCUUGUCCGAGAACAGUCACAAGUCGUUGCACAGUUCCUGCAGAGCUCCAGGUCCUUCGGUGGCUUCACUUGUAGAGAUGAGGACUCGUGAGUUAGAAAUGGCAGUGUUGCAGAGCAAUAAGCAAAAGCCUCGGUCUCUUCCAGUCUGAGCAGUCACUGGGCAGUGAUCAGGGCUCUGAAUCUCAGGAGGAAACUGGUUAGAAAUGUAUCCCUUUGCUGCUGAUGCUGUUAAACCAGUGUGUGAGGAGCAUUAGCAGCUUCACAAGAGACAGAGUGAGUUAGUAAGGAAUGCAAAAAUAUACCCUCCGCAGGUGCUACAGCCGCGUGAAGGAGCACGGCGUCGGCAAGAGGAAAAGCAGCUACACCUUUGAGCAGCUGGAGCAGGUGUUUGGGCAGGGAGGAUGGGACUCCCAGCCCUGCCAGCCCGUCCUCAUCAACAGCAGCGGCUUGUACCAGGAGCUGGAGUCGGACGGCAGCACCAUGGAGGAAUACUCUCAGGAGGACUGGGGAAACCACAGCCAGGAUCUUCACUGCUACCAGACGGGCGAGCAGGAAUUGGAUGAAAUGCCUACCACGAAAAGAACACUAAAGAUAAAACAGGAAUCUUCAGAAGACACGCAGAAGCGCGACGUCAUGCAGAACAUUAUGCAAAUCUUGGAGUCGGUCCAGUUGAAGUGGGAGCUGUUUCAGAGCUGGACGGACUUCUCCAGGCUCCACCUUUCUAACAAACUGGCCAUUUUCGGCAUUGGGUACAACACCCGCUGGAAGGAGGACAUCCGUUACCACUACGCAGAGAUCAGCUCCCAGGUGCCCCUCGGCAAGCGGCUCCGGGAAUAUUUCAACUCGGAAAAACCGGAGGGUCGGGUGAUCAUGACCCGAGUACAGAAAAUGAACUGGAAAAACGUUUAUUACAAAUUCCUGGAGAUCACCAUCAGCGAGGCCAGGUGCUUGGAGCUGCACAUGGAGAUCGACUGGAUUCCCAUCGCUCACUCCAAACCCACUGGAGGGAACGUGGUGCAGUAUUUAUUGCCAGGAGGGAUCCCAAAAAGCCCUGGCCUGUAUGCCAUUGGAUACGAGGAGUGCCACGAGAAACUCCCCUCCCCUCUGGCCGAGCACCGGGCACCCGACCCCGGCAAUGAGACUCCAGGGGAGCUCGAGGUCCCCUCCCCACAGGCCUCCCUUCGGGUGGAUAUGGAAUCCGCCCGGAUUAUCUACUGUUACCUCGGCAUCGCCGAGGUCCGGACUCUCCAGCAGUGCCUGUUUUUACACUUCCAGGCAAACACCAAAACCUUCAGCAAAGAUUGGGUCGGGAUCAACGCCUUUUUAUCUCAGAACUGCGUCGUAGAACCCGGUGUCUCGCCCAAAUCCAUCUACAUCAAAUUUGUGGAAGUGGAGAGGGAUUUUCUGUCUGCUGGCUCUUUGGUAGAGUGCCUGGAAAAAGCCAUCGGGUACCCCUUAAAAUUUAACAACUGAGCCUCGUCCUUCAUAAGGAUCAGGGCUUUCCGCCCCAUUUUCCAUCUCACUCGGCUCCUGUCCGUUCACAUCCGGGCGCAGGGGACUUUUCCGCCUGGAAGCGCGUUUCGGGGCGCGCCGAGGCUGGCGGGGCGCUCCCCACG